UUCCUACUUUGGUGGGUCUGUCAGUACCACCUCUCAUCUGCCAGAAUCGAAAAGGCAUACGCAAUGUUGGGCUCCCUCAGGGACAAACAGAACAGCAACUGCAGGCAUCGCUCUUCUCAUGGCGCAGGCUGGCCGACCUGCCGAACAAGUACUUCGUGGGCGUGGCUGUUCUGUGCAGGAUCCGGCCGGUGUUGGUCGAGAGACGACACCAGUCUCCACCACGACUUCGUCUAGCCCAAGUCCUCGCGGUUUAAUGAUGAAAUCUGUUUGUUCCACCCUGACAACACUACCGCCUGAUAGCUCAAUAAAGCUGACGGCUGCAAUACCUACUAGCCGAGUGUCAACUGGUUUAAGUCUGUUGCGUCGAACUCGGUCUGAAUAUGCAACAGCAAGACAGAAACAGGAGAAAAGAGCCGCAGCUGAUGCGGCAUCAAAGGGAAAAGACCAUGCCGAACAUUGCAUCACUGGUGCAGUCGUCGCCCGACCUGGACCGGUCAUUAAGGAGAUGUCUGUUUCCUGUUUUCCUUGGUGA
Messenger RNA from Protopolystoma xenopodis, 532 nucleotides. The record is from the annotation of a GenBank genome assembly. Lineage: Eukaryota; Metazoa; Platyhelminthes; Monogenea; Polystomatidea; Polystomatidae.